This is a messenger RNA of Stereum hirsutum FP-91666 SS1, 1695 nucleotides long. RefSeq names its product carboxypeptidase S. NCBI's taxonomy places the organism in Eukaryota, Fungi, Basidiomycota, Agaricomycetes, Russulales, Stereaceae. Gene Ontology annotation, cellular component: fungal-type vacuole lumen. The transcript has 12 exons. Gene Ontology annotation, molecular function: metallocarboxypeptidase activity. The record is from RefSeq and is a predicted model, not a curated record. Bases 1 to 1695 code for a protein of 564 amino acids.
AUGCGAUCUGCUCAUCUAGAGACCGAUGCCUUCGUAUUGUCUCUAAAUCCCGAACGCCCCUCAGCUUCACAAUCAAAUGCUGCGAGUGGAGAGGCUCUAUGUCCCCAGGCCGAUCCCCUCUCGCCUCAGAAGCAUGCGGCUUUUCUUGCAGAGAUGGAUGGUCUGUAUGGGACUGAAGAGUAUAAAUUGUGGGCGUACGAGAACCUGGGAGGUGCUGUGAGGAUCCCAACUGAGUCGUACGACGACAUUGGCCCAGUUGGUGAAGAUCCUCGAUGGGAGACACGCCUUCUGCUUCAUGACUACAUGCUGAAACGUUUCCCUCUCGUACACUCCACCCUCCCGCGGACGGUUAUUCACAAGUACGCGUUGGUAUACCACUGGCAAGGCUCCGACACAUCACUCAAGCCUUUGCUUUUGACUGCUCACCAAGAUGUCGUUCCCGUCGAUCCUGUAACUGUGGAUCAAUGGCUCCAACCUCCCUACUCCGGAUACUUCGACGGUGAAUGGAUCUGGGGCCGUGGCUCUUGUGAUGACAAGUCUGGUCUGAUCGGCAGUCUGACUGCGAUAGAAUCAUUGCUUAAAAAAGGGUUCAAACCUGCUCGAUCCAUUGUUCUUGCGUAUGGUAUCGACGAGGAGCGUGGUGGUGUCGAUGGUGCGAGGUACAUGAAGGACUACUUGCUCGACACUUACGGGCGCGACUCGUUCGCUAUGCUCGUCGAUGAGGGCGGUGGAUACAACAGCGUCCACGGCGUCAUAUUCUCUACUCCCGCUGUUGCCGAGAAGGGGAAACUCAACGUCAGAAUCGAGGUCAACACACCUGGCGGACACAGCAGCGUACCGCCUGCACAUACGGGAAUAGGCCUCCUUUCAACCCUCAUCACCUCCCUUGAAUCUCACCCUCUCCCGGUGGCCCUCCACCCGGGAAGCACCUACUUUUCUGCCCUCCAGUGUUCCGCCGCACACGAUCCCUCUUUCGACCCUACUCUUAGCGAGCUCAUCGCUGCCGCCUCUUCCGGCUCCAACUCUAGUGCAUUGGGAUUGCUAGAAGAUAAGUUGAUGGAGCAAGACGAGAGGAAGUAUAGGGCGAUUGCGGGGACGACGCAGGCCAUCGAUCUUAUUGGUGGUGGUGUCAAGGUGAACGCAUUGCCAGAACGGGCGUGGGCCGUCGUAGAUCAUAGGAUCAGUGACGCAAGUUCAGUCGCAGAACUUAUUCAGCGUUACACCGACGUCCUCUCCCCUGUCACCACCUCCCUCAACCUCACCCUCAACUCCUUCGGAACUGUCAUCCCGCCCUCCACCACCCCCAUCGGUGAAGUCAAGCUCACGGACGCGUACGGCACGGCUCUGAACCCUGCGCCCGUUACGUCCACAGAUCUGUCCAGCGGACCUUGGAGAUUGCUGAGCGGAACGAUCUUGUCCACACUGGCAACCUCGUUGAGGACAGAGAAUGGGACAGAGUAUGCGAAGGAGAACAAGGCUGUGAUGGCGCCUGGCUUAAAUCUUGGUAUAAUAGAUACAAGGCACUACUGGAAUCUUACGCAGCACAUUUUCCGAUAUGGGCAUCGCGGUGCGAGCGAUAAUUUCAAUGGAGCGCAUACCGUCAACGAAGCCGUGAAGGCGGAGGGUUACCUCGAGAUGAUCCGUAUGUUCACGACGUUGAUACUGAACGCCGACGAGACAGAUUUGCUGGAUUAG